Aspergillus versicolor CBS 583.65 is the source of this 6011-nucleotide messenger RNA. RefSeq names its product putative TFIIIC transcription initiation factor complex subunits Tfc3. The coding region runs from base 129 to 5909 and encodes 1926 amino acids. Gene Ontology annotation, molecular function: DNA binding. The record is from RefSeq and is a predicted model, not a curated record. Lineage: Eukaryota; Fungi; Ascomycota; Eurotiomycetes; Eurotiales; Aspergillaceae. The transcript has 4 exons. Gene Ontology annotation, cellular component: transcription factor TFIIIC complex. Gene Ontology annotation, biological process: transcription initiation at RNA polymerase III promoter; 5S class rRNA transcription by RNA polymerase III.
CGAAUCGCGCUUCCUCUCAUCCCAAACAGCGACUUUUUUUUUGCACUUCAAGUCUCUCCGUCUCCAAAACAUGCUCAUUUGUAUUGAGACAACUAAUUUACUUUAGCAAAUGAAAGCAUGGUCAUGUCAUGGCCCCUAGUCUCCGAGACCUGAUUGAUUUCCUCCUCGCAGAGAUUGCGCUCUGCGGCAGUCAAGGCGCAUCUCCUGCGGACAUCUUAUCGUUCAUUGAUAUUUUCUAUGCGAAAUCCGCCAAAAAUGAUUCGGAUCGCACUCCCAUCAUUGACCGGCGAUUCCAGGAAAAAGUAUGGCAGUGGCUAGCCAGGAACCCUGAAGUUUCCGUGGGCAAAAGCCGUGAGGGAAAUGGGUUGACCCUCGAAGAGGCCGAAAGGCGCCAACUUGGGAUGAAGGAUGCAGAGGAGAAACCUAUUAAUAUGUUCGUUUCUGAGGAACGAACAUGGCUCGCCAUCACUGGGCAUGGGCCCGACGACACCAAAGUUCUUCCUAUGGAGUUUUCGCUUCUCUCUAUCAUCGCCUCCCACAAGUCUAGCGGUAUUGCUCAACCAGAGUUGAUAAAACUCAGCGGUCAAGACAAACGAUCAGUGCCCAAGCGUACCGACGUUCUGCAACGAAAGGGGUACAUCGAAAAGAGAGCCAUUCAGAUGAAAGCGACCCGUACAAGUCUUUGCACGCUGCGCAAAUUUCUGUCCCCAGAAAAUGUCGCCGCUGAUGUCCCUGAUUCUGGAGCGGAUGCCGCCGCCAAGAUGAUCGAUUUCAAUGCUUUCACUAACAAGCUCUUCGAAAUCCUGCGCGAACAUAAAGUUAUCGCCCGAAAUGACCUGAAGGAACUGCUGGGCUUCAAUGACCAUUGGCGGUGGAGGGUUCUUUCCCGCGCUCUACGAAAGUUUGAGCGUAUUGGUGUAGUCAGACGUGUUAGAGCUCUGUCACAGUAUGCCCACACUAUGAAGAAAUACCACCCAUGCGUAAUGCUCGUCCGCGAGCCGACAGAGAAGGAUAUAGAUGCGUUUCACGAUUUCAGCCUGCAUAUGUAUUCCGACAUGGAGCAGAGUGGAGAUGCAGGUUUCGAUGACGACGCAGAGGCCGAAGAUACAACUGAGGGCCCAUCUACUGCAGGCAAUGUCGGAUCGAUGGAAAGGGAAGAAGAUGUGGAAGUCUCUGGACGAGCCAUACCUCUUUGGUCCCCUGAUCGAAUCAUCCAUAAUCAACUGUUCGAGGUGAUCGAUCGAGCUGGAACUAUGGGGUGCACCAAUUUUGAUAUCAUAAGAGCAUGUUUCGGGGUUCUCUGGCGACGACCCUUGGAAAACACCUUAACUCGUUUAGUGGAAUGCUGGCAGCUGUCCCAACCUCCGUAUUUGCGGCAUCUCGCUCUUGUACGUGAUACAGCUUUACACCGCACGAUCACCCACUACGUCCAUUACUCUGCGACGAACUUCAGCAAACUGGUUGAAGCUGGAGACGCAUCCUGGGAAGCUGUUGAAUUCGUUCCAAGGAAUAAUAAAUUAGACACAAUUCCUGUUCCGCCUGUGGACGCAAAACCACAGCUCGAUGACUACGGUUUACCUUUGGAUGCCCCUACGAGCGACUUGGUGAAAAAUGGCGACUGCUCUCUUGCGGACGGCAUAUGGGUCGUCAAACCAAGGGAUUACAAGUGCUCUAGCAGUGAUCCCCAGGCAAUAAAGUUAGAGGGUGGCUCAUAUACGAUCCAGUACGGUGUCAAAGGACAGAACAUCCCAUCGCCAUCCGGGCGGCGAGCCACACCCCCGGCCUCUCCAGUACGGUUGAAAUUCGAAGACGAGGCAAUGUCCAACAUAAGUGCAGAUGUCCUUAGGGCACCGGCACCUAAGCGCCCGAAAAAAUCAAAAUACGACUCCUUGGAUUUCGCAGGAAUGUCCGAAAAAGAGAAGCUUGAAGCUAUGGGCAUGGAUGCGUCAUGGACUGAAUAUAGUGUCCUCCUUAUCGAGCGCCCAGGUCCUGGAGUGUAUGUUACCUCGCGCGGACGACGGCGACCAGCUGGUAAAGAGCGAGGACGUCCCCCGGCUAGUCGGAUCGCGGUAUUUAAGACGCCGAAACUACUAGAUUUACCGUGGUUUCGGAAAGAGAAUAUUGGAUCAGAGAACGGCGGCAGUCCUGUACCUGAGUCGUCUCAACCGCGGAAUGUCGACGAAAGCCUAUUAACGCCUACGCCUAACUCAGUGGAGCCCCCUGGACCGCCGGCACUGGGUGUCGAACGAGGCACAAAACGAACAUUUCAGCUAAGAGAAUCCGGACCAGAGCCUGAUAAGGCUUCAAAGUUACGCCGUACCGGUGACGUUGCUAUCGGUUUAGGGACUCCUCAGGAAGAACCGGGUGCAGACGAGGUAAUGCUUGAAGGACAAACCGCGGAGACCGGGAUGCAGGAGCCUCAAACGCCCUCUCACACCAGAAGCAAGAGGAAAAGAACACCGUCUCCUCAAAUAGCGCGUGAAGAAAGUGCUCGUGCCCGGGAAAAUGAUGGUAUAGCCACAAAACCGUCUUCUGAACAGAAAGGUACCCCAGUAACGGAGGAGACUGGUCCAAAAAGGCUCCGCCGAAAAUCACCUGGCGGGCGAACGAACGGGGGAGCAGAACCUUCGGCCAUACCAAUGGCGGCCACAAAUCCACCGGAGGCUCCUAGGGCUGACCAUGGCGACCAACGUCCACCAGAGUCGGCAGCACCGGAUGAGAACAUGCCCGAUGCUUCCCAACGCACGGCUGGAACGGGGGUAAAUAAUAAACCUGCCGUUAAAGGUCCACUGGAAGAAUCCAGGGUACCUCCACAGAGAACCGUAAAUAGUGGUUCGAGCGCAUCUAAUGCUGGUGCCACAAGUAUACCGCCAUCAACACCAGGUGUUUACCGGACUGAAACACCCGGAUCCCAUAUAUCCCAGACUCCCGAAACCCCAGGCUCACAUGUGAUACGGUCGAAGCUUCUGGACAAAGGAGGGUCUGUUGCCUUUCUACGAAGGAAGAUCGUCAUGGACCUCGUCGAGAAGGCCGGAGGUGCCUUUCCCAUGGGCACCGAGCUUUGGUACCCCUUUGUUACUGUGUGGAUGAAGACCAAGUAUAAGGAAAAGCCGGAUAUGAGGACGCUCAGGACUGCAGUCAAACAUCUGGUAGAUACGGGGAAGCUCCGCCAACAGACCUUCUGCGGUAAAGACAGCAAGGGUGUCAUGGUCACGAAGACACUCAUUUGCAAGUCGGAAAUAGGGCCAGAUGAUCCCAUUGUUAAGGAUAUGCAGCAAAAGCUUUUGGCAUCGACAACUCGACACUUUUUCCCGCCUAAUAUUGAAGUCGAUCCGAGCCUCUCAAAGCACAGGGGAACACCUAAGACCGUCAAGCAGUAUACUGUUCCUGUCGAACCUACAGUUACCGUGAAAUUGCAUCAGAAACCAGCGGCAGUCGCCGCGUUGGAGAAGAGAAGAGGAGAAAAUAUCCAGAAGAGGCUCCUUCGACGGCUCGAAAUCGAACAGAUGCGGGAGAGCAUGCAAGAAGUACGACCGUCAGGCGCCGUCAGGUUGUUCUCAAUUCCACGACCUGACGGACUUACACCUUCAAUACAUUCUGUUCCCGGAAGUCAAGCUAGCUUUGGGGUUUUCGAUAUGGGCGGUGCAUCGAUGCAUCGCCCUCCAACUGGUCGGAUUGGCCCUCGUCGAUUGAAACCCUUCAGUUUUCCUAUCUCUUUGAUGGGACCAUAUGCGAUGUUGAUGAGCCCAAGCCAAACGUUCAACCCUGUGAAUGGUACUUUCUCUACCAACGCAGGCCUCGCCACUAUCACUAGGGAUAGACCUAGAGCCCGUCCACCGCCGGCGAUGUGGAUGUUGAUGUGUCCAGGCCAAUCUUUUAACCCAAGAAACGGAACUUUCUCUACGAACGCAGGGCUCGCCGCUCCUAGGCCUACUCACCCCCGUACGCCACACAGGCUGGAUUCCCAUUUGCCGCAUUCACUCGAUGAUCUAUUUGUCCGAGCUGGUAGACGGAAGGUGGGGAUGGCCGGGGAACCAGACCCGCGGUCGAGGAAAUUCAUCCAAGAUACCAAUGCGAUUCUGCGGUGGGAGCUGCAAAACGAAAGGCUUCUUCAGCAGCAGAGAAGCGAAGAUCUGCAUUAUAUUAACCAGACGAUCCACGAUUCUGAUACUUUUGAAAGUGCCCCAAUCGAGGGUGGUAUUCAGUUCAUUCCCGGGGUCACACCUGACUCGAGUGCUCGCAGGCGAAGACGGCCGCGACGUGAGCGCCGCUCUGGUGAUUUUAUCUAUGAAGAACAUCCGCCGUUCCCGCCGCGGCCUGCAAGUCCGAAAUUGAUGAAUGAGCUGCCCAUGGAUCAUUAUAAUUAUCCUAUUGGCCCUUCUGCCCCCCAGCAACGCCGUGUAGAGAAAUUGAAUGACAUGAUCACUACCGGGGCUGAAUCUUCUGCUUUACAGAGUCGCCCACUAGCCCGUCGUACUCGCGUUACCGGGUCGGUCUCUCUUUCAAUGUAUCAAAACCUCAUGAUGGCGAUUGUGGUUGUGCGUGCGUUAGCCGGAGGUGCCGACGGUAGGAUGGUUGAUUGGAUUUUGGUAGGAUGCUGCUUCCCAGAGGAAGAUCCGAAGGUCGUCCAGGAUAGGGGAAAAGCAUUGCUGGCUAAAAAUCGCCUUCAAAUAGCGAAGAUGCAGGGCGACUUUCAAGAGCGAUUCAUUGAAGCAUACGCGAGGGAUGAAGUUCCCCCAAUUAACUACGACAAUCUGGAAGAGUAUGACUGGAAUGCUGUUAUUGAGUGGGCUAACGCCAACUUGGACGCUCCCAAGUCACAUACCACCCCUGAUUUGCCUGCCACGCGGGACCAGUUCAAUGAUAUAUUUGAGCUCCGUGAAGAACCGCUGAUGUCUAUGGACGAGUAUUAUCAGACCCACAGCGUCACGCUUAACCGCAAGAAAUUGAUACUAUCCAACGUCGCGUUCGCAGAGCCCCUACCGUCAAAAGCAAGCAAGCAGCGUCUCAAUCGACACAUAGAACUUUCCCAAUUCGAAACCGUCAAAACGUUUGUACGGGCAAACAUCCUCACCCCGGCAGAAGUAUACCGCGCUGCCGAUGCAAAGGCUGCUCUUGAGUAUGUCGAUCACAAUAUUCUCAGCAACGCACUUCAAGCCCUGGUAACAGAGCGCGUCAUUUCACAAAGCAACAAAGGUCGCAUCCUCCCCGGACGCAACUACGACAUCACGGAGCACUUCAUUUACACCCUGAGCAAACGGCGUGCGAUUGAAUCCACCGAGCUUCGGCGCGCAUCCAAAUUCAAAACCGACACCCUCGACUCCGCAUUCACCAGCCAGGGUGUCUACAGUGUCCCCUUCAAUGCCGAAGACGGCGAAAUCCUAGCCAUGAUCAACCUCUUCGCCUCAGGCCGACUCACAAUGGCUCCACGGGACCCCCCAAGAGACAAAUUCGGUCUCACGGAAGGAGGAUAUCUCACGCGGAUGAUGAACAAAGACAAGCUCCGCUUCCCUGUUGAUCUUUACCCCGUAGACGGGAAAUACAUUACAGGAAACCCUGUCUCUGAGAAGACAUCAGCAAUCCCACCCCCUUGUCCGCCGCGCUUCCCGCUCAACGAGACAUUGUCCCUCCCUGAGAAAUUCCCGCUAUGGUUCGAUAUACACGGUGGGUUUAUCUCUGUUCUCUGGGACCUUGCGGUUUCGGCUACUUUGAGUAAUGUUGUUGUAAGACCGGGGAUUACAGCUGAGAGGAUUGCGGGGAUGAUCAGGCCGACUAUGGGUGCCUGGGAGGUGCGCAUGGUGCUGGAUUGGCUAGUUGAAGUUGGGGUUAUGAAGAAGAGUGGGGGUGAUGAUGGUGAUGCAGAGCCUUCUUGGUUUGUUAUGGAUUGGUGGUGGAUGGUUUUGUCUUGAGUCUUUUUGGUGUAGUAUAUCUUGUACAGUAUUGUUAGACAAUGAAGCGAUGUUGACUGAAUGUUGAGCUGGACCACCGAGGAUUCAUACAUCUAAACUUGC